Molecule: messenger RNA, 396 nt
Organism: Danaus plexippus (monarch butterfly)
Lineage: Eukaryota; Metazoa; Arthropoda; Insecta; Lepidoptera; Nymphalidae
Product: cystatin 10-like
Exons: 1
Coding region: 1-396 (131 amino acids)
Molecular function (GO): cysteine-type endopeptidase inhibitor activity
Source: RefSeq, a predicted model, not a curated record
AUGUGGCUACGUUUGGUACUUUUGACAGUCGCUGUCAACGUUUGCGUCGUUGAACUGGCGAAGACUGGGGGGAUAAGUAAAGUGAAGCCCAAUGACGAACAUUACAAACUAGCCCAGCUUUCGCUGAGACAAUACCUGAAGGACAGCUGUGCCGACCAAGAUUACCAGGUGAUACGGGUCACGCAGGCUUCGGAACAGGUCGUGGCUGGAACUAACUACAUAUUGAAGUUUUUGGUGUCUGCUACGGACUGCGAUUUGGACGAGAACGGCGAGCCUUCAGACUCUGACUGCUCUGUGGUGGACAAAAGCGACAGCUACCCUUGCCAGUCCAAAGUAUUCUCCCAACCUUGGAGCGACUACACCGAAGUUACUGAAGUCUUCUGCGAUUUUCAAUAA